Messenger RNA from Mizuhopecten yessoensis (Yesso scallop), 1645 nucleotides. RefSeq names its product cholecystokinin receptor type A-like. Gene Ontology annotation, biological process: G protein-coupled receptor signaling pathway. The record is from RefSeq and is a predicted model, not a curated record. The coding region runs from base 1 to 1422 and encodes 473 amino acids. The transcript has 7 exons. Gene Ontology annotation, molecular function: neuropeptide Y receptor activity. Lineage: Eukaryota; Metazoa; Mollusca; Bivalvia; Pectinida; Pectinidae. Gene Ontology annotation, cellular component: plasma membrane.
AUGGGAACAACGCUGAUCGCCGGUGCUAUUGAUGGUCAAUCUUUUACAAACCCUCUAAUGAACCUGACCAGUUUCACCACCCCAAAUCUUAACGACGAAUUACAAAGAUUCUACGAUUCAUACGAAGACAUGGCUUAUAACAGGUUUGAGUACCCGGGUGAAUUGGAAAAUCUGAGAAAAGUAUGGGUACGAGAGCCUCACUUUAUUCCAACAAUAACUGUUUACGGGUUGACAUUCCUGAUGGGUGUCAUUGGGAAUAUCUUGGUGAUUUUUGCAGUUUUAGGUGACCGAAAAGCUCGUAGUGUAACAUCCACGUUUAUGGUCAGUUUAGCGGCCGCUGACAUGUUGUUUCUGGUUGUAUGUGUCCCGUACGAGACAGCUCGCUAUGUAGUUGACCACUGGACGUUUGGGGAUGUUCUUUGCAAGUUUUCAGGAUUUGUAGAAAUGUUAUCGGCGUCUGCUUCGAUUCUUAAUUUGUCGGCUGUGAGUGUGGAAAGAUUUAUCGUCAUUGUCCUGCCAAUGAAAUCUCGGACGUGGUGUACAGCGGGAAAUACCAAGAAAAUCCUUUUCCUCGUCUGGUCUGUUGCCAUCUGUCUAGCGUCGCCAACUCUCUACGUUAUGAAAAAAGGAUAUCGCUCCUAUUUCAAAAACGACACUUCAAUUAUAAUGCACAACUGCGCAGACACGGCAUUCGAUGACACUUUCCGGUUAUCAUACGCCAUCUACCGGAUGCUAGUUAUGUUCGCCCUACCCACCCUCAUCAUGGUCGUCUGCUACUCUGGCGUAAUCUACACACUAUGGCUCAGCUCACGUCAACUCUCCAAACUCACCUCAGGCUCAAGCAGGAGUGUCCAUUCCUCCACAAUCUCACUGGAGAGAUCAUGUUUACGACAACAUCUGCCUCAUUCAGUCACAUUAGUUACCGGAAGUCCAUACCGGAUCCGGAAGUUCAACGCUCGAAAUGGUGUCCAAAGCCAUGACCGUAGUGCGGAUGUUUUAGCAGCUAGAAAGCAGGUAAUCAAAAUGCUCAUCGCCAUUGUCGUGGUUUUUUGUCUGUGCUGGGGUCCAAAACUUAUCUACUGUGUGUUACUUCGGCUUAACCUACCCAUGCUGUACCACACCGAGGCCUUCACUACAAAAAUCAUAUUGGAUUGUCUCCCUUAUGUGCAGUCCUGCCUGAAUCCUAUAAUUUAUGGCUUUAUGUCUCGGAACUUCCGGCGGAGUAUGAUGGCCGCCUGUCGACGACACUAUUGUCUGUGUCGUUUUUCAAAGUGUUUUACAAUGAAGAAAGUAAUAUUUACGGACUAUGAGUUGGACUCGAAAGCGAGCAACGGCACAUCUCAUACGAGGCUUACUGUUCACAACGCAGCCCUGGAUGAUUACCACUGUGCUACACCAAGGGGGAAUAGCUGUGUUUCAUAAAAUGUAUUGGUAAAUUUUAUCCACACCUCUCUAAUUAAACCUGAUCCGCUUGUCAUUCAUAACACCAUGAACUCAUUUGUUCAUAUGUAAAAGCUAUAGUCCAUUCACACAGGAUGUUCUCAACUAAACUUAGAAGUGAAUGCAAUUGCAUUUUUAGGACUGUCUUCACAAUAAAAAAGCAUUAAGAGAAUGAGCGUAAACAACUUGUAUGUAUAUGACAUGA